CCCCCCUCACUACACAUGGCUUGUUGGAAUCACUUCUGGGUGGCUGUUAUUGCUUUCUGGACAAUACUCUGUUCAAAUCACGCCUUUCCAGAUGGAGCCCCCGAAUCUGCCUGUGAGAAUAUGUUGCCUGUCCAUAUUGGGGUACAGGCUCAAAUGGUUCCUAGUCCUUAUGAAGUUUCGGUUAGUACUCCUUCCUUCCAAAAUAGACAGCUGGUUAAUGUUCAGAUCCUAGGAGCUGCCUAUCGGGGAUUGUUGUUGGAGGCGCGUUCGUUUCACUCGGCCGCUGCCCUGGGAUUUUGGCAAACUCCCCCAAACAAUACCAGACUUUUACAGUGCUCUGGAAAUCCUCAAGGGGCCAUUACUCAUUCCAACACCAAUUUAAAAAUGAAUCAGAUCUACUCCUGGCUGCCACCUCCCUUACACUGUCCCUCAGUAGUUUACUUUGUGGCGACCGUGGCCCAAUCACAUGACAUCUACUGGACUAAGGUCAAAUCCAAAGUGAUCUGGAGAAGUCCUCAAGCCACAUGUGGAGUGGGAACAUCUGGGAGACAAUUUUCCUCUGCUGUAGGAAUUGCCUGGUUGGUACUGAUGAUUUUGCUUAUAUAAUUGUUUUUAAAAAGGUGUAACCGAAGCAAUUGUGUUAUCUAUUUUUACUGCCUUGAGUAGCUUUUCUCAGAAUCCUAUUUUUCUGCUCCCAACUUUGUAACACAUUCACUGCAAUGCUUGUUUUAAAUAUUGUUUUAUUUAUAUUAAAUGCUCUGCUAAAAUAAAGAAUAUCAUGUCAUGGCUUUA
Messenger RNA from Pantherophis guttatus, 792 nucleotides. RefSeq names its product putative defense protein 3. Gene Ontology annotation, cellular component: membrane. The record is from RefSeq and is a predicted model, not a curated record. Lineage: Eukaryota; Metazoa; Chordata; Lepidosauria; Squamata; Colubridae.